AAGUAAACGAAUUUGUCAGAAGUAUAGCUCAUAUUAUUUGUUAGUGUUAUUUUAUUAUUAAGGUUAACAACACUCAAGUCAUUAACUGCAGCGCACGCCUUUAAUUAUUUGCUGAUACCAGUUUGACUUUUUUUCCGGAGCUCUCCACUGAUUGUAAGAGAACGUACAUUAUCUCUCUAAAUAAAACCACAUGUGAUAACACCUAGCCAGUACAGUAAAAGGUUAGACGGAAUAAAACUCCGUGCAAAUUGUUGGGAUAUUGUUCUGUUUGUAACCGUAUUUUCAUUCAAAGCUUGGAUUUAUUUUUUACUUAUUCUAACCUGAAGUUACGUGUUGUACCAUAUUCGUUUAAUCUUUUUUCAUCACUUAAUGAAAGAAUUACAUUAAUUACACAGGAAUGGUGCAUAAGUUGUUUAUAUUUAUCAAAAAGGCUGUGGAAUUAAUUUAAGAAAGAAAAAUAAAGGGGGAAAAAAGAAUAUUAUCUCGUGAAAAGAGCCGCUAACUUGCAUGACCAAGUAAGAGUUCAUGAACGUCUUUGCGGACAAGUUCAUAGUUCUAGCGAGCACUCAUAUACGCCACUUGAAUGAAGUGCACUGUUCUUUAAUGAAUGAAUAUACACUUAUUAAAAUAUUUGUGACGUGGUAUGUAUAAUUAAAUGGAAUAUUGAAACCUUAGAUAUGUUGUUUAUAUAAAGGAGAUAUAUCAGAAUUAAUAAGAACUAAUACGGACCUUUUGGUUUAUAAGGAAAUAUGGCAACAUAUGCAAAGUGCGCAUGGCAUUUAAGAUUUAAUUUUUUUAUACUAAUUGCUAUGGUCGUGCAGCCAAUUAUUUGUCAAGACGGGUUAAAACUGAACCAAAAAACAACAGAAUCGUUGGACAGAUCAAGAAAUGAGAUUAAAGAAAAUGUUUCUGUUCCAGGAGGUGGGGAGAGCGUCACCUCAACUACUGAAGAGUUAAAUAAUGAAAUUACGACACAGAAGCAAGAUAUAACUACAGAGAAGUCAACACGCCCUACAAAAAUAGAAGAACCCGCGACAACUGCAACGCCACCUAAACCUAAGCCUACCGCCGGAAAAGCUACACCAAAUAUGGAUAAAAUUAACCCAAUGGAUAAGUAUUUACUCGAAGGAAUACUGGAUAUUGUCGAUGAAAAGUUUAAUUCCCUAAGCAGUAGACUGAUGACGUUAGAAAGAGGUGUGAACAAUCUCCAGUAUUACAAUGUUCGAAGUUUUCGUGUAGUAAACACACAUUUUCAUGCGAUUGACACUAUUCUUCAUACGAUGCAUACCCAGAUGGGUCAAAGUGAACAGCAAAGUAAAGUUUUUGAACAAUCCAUUGCGGGCAUGAAGAACGAAGUAGUUGAUUUACAAACGUUGAACAACGGUAUGUUUCAGGCGAUUGAACAAAAUCUUGUUCACUUUCAUCAAGACUUGGAGCAGAAGUUUGAGUCCGUAGCGGAGAGAGUAGAUGUAUUUAAUGCUCAGAUUAAUCAACUUAAAAAUGAGUCAACGUUUAUUAAAUCUUCUGUAGAACAGAUUGAUGUAACACAAAAAGACUUGCUGCAAAAUUCAGAAACGUCCAGGUUGUUAACAUCAGAAAUUUUACGUAAAUCUAAUAUAUGUGUAAACUCCACUGCUCAGAUUAAAACGAUAGUCGAAACCGUAGAAGAGAAAAGCAAAGAUCUGAACCAAACCGUUGGUGCACUUGCUGAAUCGGUAACACUCUUGUCUAGCGACACUUACGAUAUUAAACAAGGUUUAGCAACCGCUUUAAUGAAUAUAACAAUCGCCAAGGUCGACCAGGAUAAAUUAAGUUCAGACACAAAAGAAAGUUCGGAUAAAAUUAAUUACCAAGAAUUCAGAGCUAAAAACUCACAUGUACAGAUGUCUUGUGGUAAAAUGCUUGAAAUCUUGGAUGAAAAGUUAAAACAUAUCAAUGUGACGAUCUCUGAAGGGCAGGCAAGAGAAACCAAAUGUGAUAGCCAUAAUAUAUAUCCGCCAGAUUUUAAAAACCAAAGCAAGAAAUUACUCAGGGCAUUAUCUAUGGUGAACGAGAACGUGUUUCAAUCGGUAACAUUAUAUAAACAUACAGGUAACCUUAUAGAAAGAGUUAUAUCUGACACAGAACUUAUAGCAUCAGAACAAGUUCGCCUCAGGGAAGAAUUAGUAGCGUAUUUAAUGAAUGGUACUUUCGAUUUGUUUAAUCAAAGCAUUCCAGAUUUUGCGGAAUUUAUUGCCAACCGUGAAAAAUCAAAUGAAGAAAGCAAGAAUGAAUCGCAGAUUUGUUCUGUUACGAAAUCAUUAGUUGAUGAAAUAUUGAAAAUGUCGUUCAACGGGACACAACUCGUGCAGAUGUUAACAGACCUUGCUACAUCAAGUACAUCUUCUAUUCAACUUUCCAUUGAUAAACUUGACCGUGAAAUUAAUAGAUUGAACAAGCUUAAAGAAGAGCCACUCCUCUCGGCGCCAUUUUAUCAAAAGUCAGAGGCAUUUAUAAGAGAUGAUCCAAAGGCAGGAGCAAAUGCUCAAAUGAAAGAUAUACAAAAUAAAACUGACUGGAUUUAUCAACUUUCUGAAGCAAUUGCGUCCAAUACAGGUUGGAUACCAUACGUUUUCCAUAAUCUAAGAUUUGUUGAAAACCAAGUUAACAAAACUCUAAAAUUGGUUACUAAUAUUGAUGCAAGGAGCGAAGAGCUUUUGUUACGUAAUCGAGCUAAUAUGGCAAUUAUGUUUAAACCAAAACAGAAGCCUUCAUCUCAAAAUGAAGAAGUUAAAUCUCCACUUACAGCACCAGAUGGCUCUGAAUUGCCAGAAAAACAAACUGGAAAUAAGUGUAGCACUAAUUCGAAUCAGAGCGCCCUCUAUGAGCAUAUGAUGAGUUAUGUGUAUAGAACCAACCUGAAACUUAAUCGCUUGAUCCCGGCACUGACAAAUCUUCUAGGGGAACCAGAGCCGUAUAUUGCACUGGUAAAUGGAAAUACCGACAGGGAAGGGCGUGUUGAGGUUUACCACAAAGGUCAAUGGGGAACAAUAGCCAGUGUCCUUACUAACGUUGAAGCAUCGUACGUGUGCAGGAAACUAGGUUAUUUAGGAGGAAUCUUCGCCGGAAGUGGACAUUUCGGCGCCGGAAGUGGUGAAUUCUGGGACUUAAACGUUACAUGCUUACGUACUAGAUGGUGUAGCGCUGUUUCACAUGUUGCGGAUUCUACGAAAAAUAAUCAUACACAAGACGCCGGAGUAAUAUGUGAUCACAUGUUGCGCCUGACACAGACAAAUGAAGAUGAAGAACAGGAAGUGGCAAGGCACGAGGGCAAAUUGGAAAUCUACCAUCAAAGAAGCUGGCUCCCGAUUUGUUAUAAGGGCUGGGGUAGAAAAGAAACAGAAGUUGCCUGUAAACAGCUAGGUUUCCGUGAAGGGUCAUCGACAGGGGUCAAGGACGAAUUAUUAAUAGAUUCUAAAUGGAUGAUUAGCGUCACGUGCAAAGGAAAUGAGAACAGAUUAGACGCAUGCGUAUUUGAGUCUUUUGAAUUCAAUGGUUGUCCCGAGUUGAAUUAUGUGUCUUUAAUAUGUAGCUGAACUAUAUAGAUGAAGACAGCAUUUCCAUUGAAACAGACUUACUUAAAUAUGAAAAUGUAAAACUUCGAAAUUAAUUAUGUAUUUAUAUGUACAUGAAUGUACAUUGAUAUGUUAAAUAUGCAAGUUAUUGUGAGUUAUUGUGAGAGAUAUGUAAACGUGUUUCUGUGUGGAACUACCGUUGUUGAUGAAAAUUUUAUUGCGCUGAAUGAAUCGUUUAAGUCAGUAAAAUUUUUACAUCGUUCACCUCUAAAUAUCUGUCAUAAAAAAUAUAUUUAUGUCAUGGGAUUGAUAUAGUGUUGCUUAAGCUACGAAUUCUGUACAUAAAUAUAGACUGUAUAUUAAUUAAAACACAACGCCAUGCAAUAAGAUGAAUUAAACCGCCUGAAAUGUAAUUCAUACCAGUGAAUAUGGUAACUGAUUUGGGCCAUGUGGUAUUUUUUGCUCCGCCGGUCGCCAGACGAAAACACGAACAUAGGACAACGUGACCACUAAUGUGACCACUUUGUCGCAUGGAUCAACUACAUACACACACACUAACACGCGCGCGCACGCACAUACGCACGUACAUAUGUACAUACAUAGAUAGUUUCUUCCGAACAAUCAUUUACACAUACAUAUAUAUACAUGUACAAAAUAACUUAAAUCAAACAUCGAUUUAGCAAAAACAACAAAAUGCAUACAGAAAAUUAAUGGCAUAAUACAUGAAUAAUGUUUUGAGCAAAACAUGUAAUUAAGGAAAUGCUGCUGCUAAGCAGCUUUCUUUAAUUUGUAUCGAAAUUGGGUCAAUAAUAUCAACAGGAACUUGCACUGCAUAAUACUGAAUUGCGCUUUUUGGAAAAUUGAAAUCUCACGUAGGGUUGCACUAUAUCAUCGCGUUGUGAAGAUCGUAAAGCAUUUAUAGUUGUCCUAUUUAUGCAUGUCUUUUAUAUAUCCUUUAUGUAUGUUGGUGUUAUAUCAUUUAUCACCUUAUAUACAAGUAUUCCAAUCUGUGUGUACUGAAGUUCUUGAAAUAAAGAAAGGGAUGAAUGGUCA
Molecule: messenger RNA, 4607 nt
Organism: Ruditapes philippinarum (Manila clam)
Lineage: Eukaryota; Metazoa; Mollusca; Bivalvia; Venerida; Veneridae
Exons: 3
Coding region: 750-3575 (941 amino acids)
Cellular component (GO): membrane
Source: RefSeq, a predicted model, not a curated record